This is a messenger RNA of Osmia bicornis bicornis, 1538 nucleotides long. It is a transcript of the gene Iyd, whose product is annotated as iodotyrosine deiodinase 1. The coding region runs from base 484 to 1416 and encodes 310 amino acids. The transcript is spliced from 3 exons. NCBI's taxonomy places the organism in Eukaryota, Metazoa, Arthropoda, Insecta, Hymenoptera, Megachilidae. The record is from RefSeq and is a predicted model, not a curated record. Gene Ontology annotation, molecular function: oxidoreductase activity.
AAUUAUACUCCUCUUCUUUUCUAAAUCACAUUAAUUAAUAUCGUCAAAAUUAAGAGUUUAAGAAUUCCUGUUUCCCUUGUAACGUCGUUUUUUCCUACGAAAGCCUACUUUGCACGAUUCUAUAUGUACAAACGACAAUUUUAAUUGCUAUUAAUCGUAUAAUAGGAAUUACCAUUGUUUUUUUCUUCAGAAUUAAGAAAUUAUAAAUUUAUUAGGCGUAGUAUGUAUAUUGUAUAAGACACAAAUACUUAAAUAUUUCGUUGUAUAGUAAACGAUGAAUAAAAAUAAAGUAGAUUUUAAUAUGAGUAAUGGAGUACAUCAUUUAUUUGAAAGCGAUAUCUUAGGCAUUUUAGGUCAGAUGUAUCCCACCACUCGUAUUAACGCAUAUCUUCAUAUCGUGUGUCUUCUGUAAUGUAUAGUUAAAGCAGUCGAGUAAAAUUCUUGAUAACUUUAUUAUUGGAACAGGUUGAAUUUCUUUCAAAAAUGUUUGCUGAACUUUUACCAUUUUGGACGAAAUACGGGUAUCAUAUAUUAAUCUUUAUCAUAUCUUGCGUUUUUUUAAAAGUUUUUUAUGAAAUAUCGAGAAAGGGCGCCGUUCUUAUUCAGAAUAAUAAAUAUAAUUUUAAUACCUUGAAUAAUACAGUACAGCAGCUAGAAGAAACAGAAGAUAGCGAAGAACCUGCGCUACCAAAAGAUUUAAAACACAUUCCAUACGAAUAUAAAAGACCCUCUGAAACAGAGUUACUCUCUAAAGCUUCAGAGUUUUAUAAAAUAGUAGCUCCUAGAAGAAGUGUAAGAUUUUUCAGUUCAGACCCUGUACCAAAAGAAGUUGUACAAGAGAUAAUAAAAGCUGCAGGUACAAUAUUAUAUUAUUACAUUCAAAAAACUUCUUGUACAUCUGAAUCUGUUUUAGGCACUGCGCCUAGUGGUGCUCAUACAGAACCAUGGACAUUCGUAGCGGUAUCAAAUCAGAAGAUGAAAGAGCAAAUACGGUGUAUCAUUGAAACUGAAGAAGAAAUUAAUUAUACAAAAAGAAUGGGAGUAAAGUGGACAACAGAUCUACUUCCAUUAAAAACCAAUUGGAUUAAAGAGUAUCUGACUACCGCUCCUUAUUUGAUACUUGUAUUUAAACAAACUUAUGGAAUUUUACCUAAUGGAAAAAGAAAAGUUCAUUAUUAUAAUGAAAUAAGCACAUCGAUUGCUUGUGGUAUCCUUAUCGCUGCUAUACAGUACGCAGGUUUGGUAACUCUGACUUCUACUCCAUUAAACUGUGGACCUGCCAUUCGCAACCUUCUUAAACGUCCUCCAAAUGAAAAGCUUCUUGUACUAUUGCCAAUUGGGUAUCCAGCGAAAGAUGCAACAGUGCCUGAUCUUCAGCGAAAACAAUUAUCUGAUAUUUUAGUAGAAAUUGAUUGACAUGUAUGUAUCGACAUAUCAUCAAAAUUAAUUACUCCCUAUUUAAUAAUAAUACUUUUAUCAGAAUAUUUGCAUGCUUGUGGGAUAAUAUAAAAUAGGUGUACACACAAUCAUAGAUUUAU